Molecule: messenger RNA, 3327 nt
Organism: Vanessa tameamea
Lineage: Eukaryota; Metazoa; Arthropoda; Insecta; Lepidoptera; Nymphalidae
Gene: Psi
Product: far upstream element-binding protein 3
Exons: 16
Coding region: 138-2267 (709 amino acids)
Biological process (GO): mRNA processing; regulation of DNA-templated transcription; regulation of alternative mRNA splicing, via spliceosome
Cellular component (GO): nucleus; cytoplasm
Molecular function (GO): mRNA binding
Source: RefSeq, a predicted model, not a curated record
CUAUAAAAUACUUCUUUUGUUUAUGGUCCGCGUCUUCUCUCCUAGUUUGUGAGACAACAGUGAUAUAUUUUUUGGAUCUUUUGAUCCGUUUUAAUGGCUGCCUCAUUGCGCGGUUGAAUGGUUGCUUUAAUUUAAACAUGAGUGAUUAUUCUUCUAUGGCUACGCUUCAAAACAAUAGCAAACCGGUGGGAUUUGCGGCUGCUGUACAACGUGCUAGAUUGGUUGCAGCUAAAAUUGAAGGUAGCGGCAGUAAAAGAUCAUUGGAAGAAGGACCAGAGCCAAUUCCAAAAAAACAAGCGUCAAUUGAGCCUUCAUAUCCAAUUCAACAACAGCAACCACAACCGCCACAGCAAAUGAGUGUAACGGCGACAGCGGUUGCGACACGCAUCGCGAACGUGUCAGCGACACCCGCACCGCCCUCUGGCCCUCCAAACAUGAUGCCUGAUCAGACCAUUAAUGAGUACAUCAGGGUUCCGGAUAAAAUGGUCGGAUUGAUCAUAGGACGUGGGGGAGAGCAGAUAACUCGUUUACAAGCUGAGUCGGGCUGCAAGAUACAGAUGGCCCCAGACUCAGGCGGACAGCCCGAUCGACUGUGUACGCUCACGGGCUCCCGGGAAGCCAUCACGAGGGCUAAUUUAAACUUUCCACACAGGGAACUAGUUAACCAGAUCGUAAAUCACCGUGGUCGUGAGAACGCUCCACAGCAUCAAGACAAUCCAGGUGGUGGAAUGCCACCCAUGAACAGGGGAGGUGGUGGUGGUGGUGGUGGUCUUGCAGUCACGGAAGAAAUAAUGCUGCCCGGCCCUAAAGUUGGUUUGAUCAUUGGCAAGAAUGGUAAGACCAUAAAGCAACUGCAGGAGCAGUCUGGUGCCAAGAUGGUGGUCAUACAAGACGGACCUAAUACUGAAUAUGAGAAACCCCUUCGUAUAUCCGGAGAUCCGUCGAAGGUGGAGCACGCGAAGCAGCUUGUGUUUGAGCUGCUGGCGGACAAAGACAUGCAGCAGGGCGGCGGUGGCGGGCCACGAUCUUACGACGACGGAGGCUACCAGCAGGAGCAGGGCAACGGACUUGCUACCAAUUCCACUGAGGUCUUAGUACCAAAAGUGGCGGUGGGUGUGGUGAUCGGAAGAGGUGGUGAUAUGAUUAAGAAAAUUCAGGCGGAAACCGGCUGCAGGGUUCAGUUUCACCAAGAGAGAGAUGAUGGACCUGGAGAUAAGAGGUGCUACUUACAAGGCAAACCUCAUCAAGUGGAACAGGCAAGACAGAUGAUUGAAGAUUUAAUUGCAAGUGUAAAUCUGCCUCCGCAGUUGGCGAUCCGGUCGGGGCGCGGGCGCGGUGGCGCUCAGCGCAACGGCGGCGAGCGGGACUUCCAGCAGUGGCCCGAGCAGGGCCAGGAGAUCCGCGUCACCUUCACCGUCUCCAACAUCAAGUGCGGCCUCAUCAUCGGACGCGGUGGCGAUGUUAUUAAACAAAUCAACGCUCAGUCUGGCGCGCACUGCGAGCUGGAUCGUCGGACGCAGAACAACGACCGUAACAAUCGCACUUUCUACAUACGCGGACACCCGGAGGCGGUCGAGCAUUGUAAGCGGAUCAUCAUGGAGAAAGUUGGGACGCCGGUCAAUUUUAUGCCCGAUAACGGGAACGGCGGUAACGGUGGCGGCAAUGGUAACAACGGUAACGGCGGAGAUUACUACGGAGCUGCGCCUGCUCCUGGCCCACCUGCCUGGGGAUACAACCCGCACUGGCACCACCAACAACAGCACCAACCACAGCAACAAGUCCAAAUCAAUCCCGCUACUGGUCAACCAGACUACUCCCAACAAUGGAUAGACUACUACCGUUCACUAGGACUCAUGCGCGAGGCUGAAGCGGUGGAACAGCAGACUAAACAACAACAGCAAGGGUCCGGUGGUGGAGGCGCGCCCACAACGCCCACGUCAGCGCCGGCCAGUGCGCAGCCCGCCUCACCCGCGCCCGCCGCUGACUACAGCGCGCAAUGGGCAGAGUACUACCGCGGCAUCGGCAAGAUAAAGGAGGCCGAAGCUAUCGAGGCACAGAUCAAGAUUAAGUCGCAGCCGGGCAGCGCGCCGACGCAGGCCGCCCCGCAGGCCACGCCGCCCAACCCCACGCCGCCGUCGUCCAGCGCGGGCGGCGUGGUGUCGCAGUACGGCCAGUACGGCGUGUACCCGCCCGUGUACCCCGGGUACCCCUACCCCUACCCCGGCGUGCCGCCCGCGCCCGAGCACGCGCCGCACCAGCACCAGUAGACGAAGCCCCGCCGGACCGCCCGAUACGGAACCGAGAAGAUACCUCUCCAUUGUAGAUUAUAAAACUAUAUUAUAAGCGGCGUAUAUCGUAUCACCCACAAUAAAUAAUUUGACUAUUCGAUAUUUAAUCAAAUGUUAAUUUGCACACGAACAUGUUAUGUAUGUUUAUUUCUUGUGGGUACUUCAAUAAAUAUUGUCAAAUUUAAAUAGACUAUGAGAUUAUUUUACGUCAAACAGCUUCCAUAUAUUAUGAUACAAAUUCACGGCCGUGUGGUAAUUUCUUGAUUUUCUUAUUGCACCUGCGUAUACACUCGUAUCGUUAAACGUUGAAUAUUUUUGUAUAAUUCUUUCUGUGCCGAUAUUGAUCAUUGACGUGCCAGUUUGUCCAGGUUUAAACUUUAGAAUGCCACACUGCCUAAAACGAUGUAACAGAGAGAUCCGACGGAGCAAUAGAAUGAGACAGAAAGAGAAAAAUGAAAGCGUAAUGAAAGAGACAUUGCUUCGCCGCAGCGAGGACUCGAGGUAAAUGCACUGUAUCGAGUGACUAGCUUAUCACAAUUCACGAUGUUAUCCACUGGGUAUUAUGACUUGUGUAAUCUCAAACUUCGAAUGCGGAGGUACAGGUGUUUACGCUCGAUAAAAUGAUCUUGAUACUUUAAUUCAAUUAUAGUUUAUAUGUAAGCGUAAAAAUUAAUAAUAAACUCCACAUUCGACGUCUGUCGUACGAUAAACUAUGUCUAUUUAUAAGUUAGGUAUCACUGGUUAGGGUGUCGUCGUGACCUCUCUCGACAGCUCAUUAGGUAACUUUAAUUCGUCUUACAGAAAUAUAGAAUCAUAAUUUAGAAUAUGUAUUUUUAAUUAAUAAAAUUAGCUUUGGUAAUAAAAUUAAAUAAGGUAUGAAGGGAAGUAUCGGAACUCGAUGAAGUUGAACGCGAUGUGGAGCGACAUUCCCGACAGAAUUGUUUUUAACAAUAGAAUCGGUCAUGAUGGAACAAUCGUUCACUACGGGGCGUCCCGAUUAAUUGUAUUAAUAUUAAGAUAUAAAGUGUAUGUUUAUUGA